Messenger RNA from Diaporthe amygdali, 819 nucleotides. RefSeq lists its product as uncharacterized. Lineage: Eukaryota; Fungi; Ascomycota; Sordariomycetes; Diaporthales; Diaporthaceae. The coding region runs from base 1 to 819 and encodes 272 amino acids. The transcript has a single exon. The record is from RefSeq and is a predicted model, not a curated record.
AUGUUUGGAGGACAGGCUCAUCCUUCCAUGUCCAAUGAGACAUAUGGACAGCAAGGGGGUGAUUUCGGCGGCAACGUCAAUUUGCCGCCUGCGAACCUCGACCAGCAGCAUCAACAGCAUCAUAGCCAUCAGCAGCAGCAUCACACGCCCAUGUCAUCGCAGGACUUUUGUGGGAUUCGAGUGGCUGAUGUCCGUCAGCGUCAUUUUGGCGUGACCCACAACACCAACGAUGCCAACAUUUCGGCAGCUCGCGAUGAGUUCAGGCAGGAAACUGGCAUUGAGAAUCCGAGUGUCAUCUUCAUGAGUGAGCAGACUGCUCGUGAGAUGCAGGACUUCCUUGAAGCCCGGUCCCUGUCCAGAUUCAGGGAGUGGUUGAACAGGGAUCGUCCAGUGAACAUCAUAUCCAUUCCGGUUUUGGACCAGGGUGAUCCGACUUGGCAGACUGCUCGUGAGAUGCAGGAUUUCCUCGGAGCCCAGGCCCUUGCGAGGAUGAGGGAGAGGCAGCGUAGGGACCGGCCGGUGGAUGUCGCGUCCAUUCCUGUCAUGGGAAUGGGCACUGGAGAUAGGACCGGGUUCAUGCUGCCCCAACAACGACAGGCUGGUCGGGGGGCGCUCCCUGGAGCCCGCGGUGCGCAGCCCCAUAUCACCGGUGCUGGAUUGUUGGGUAGUGUUCGAAUUGAACGACCUCGGGCGAUUCAAGGACAGGAACAACACCAAAGCCAGCAAGUAGGGCAGGGCAGGAGACGAGCACGUGUGGUAGUUCAUGAGCAGGAAGAGGUCGAGUAUAGAAAUGGGCGCCCCGCCAGCCAGGGUUCCUGA